Molecule: messenger RNA, 1705 nt
Organism: Rhododendron vialii
Lineage: Eukaryota; Viridiplantae; Streptophyta; Magnoliopsida; Ericales; Ericaceae
Product: zeatin O-glucosyltransferase-like
Exons: 3
Coding region: 104-1531 (475 amino acids)
Molecular function (GO): UDP-glycosyltransferase activity
Source: RefSeq, a predicted model, not a curated record
AAAUAUGACCUCAUCAAAUUCUCUCCUUCUAUUAUAACAGCGGACGGGGUACUUACUUUAGCUAAGCCUUUCAAGAAACUCUUCCAGAAAAAACACAUCAUCCAUGGAUGCUACCAUUAUCACCCAAGAUCCAAGCCAAGGCCAGAGUGUGGUCACCUCCAAGCAAGCUCAAGUGGAAGUGAUAGCAGUGCCAAUGAUCCCAUUCCAUAGCCAUCUCGACCAACUCCUCCACUUCUCCUGCCUCAUCUCCUCCUCCUACAGCAUCCCCGUCCACUUCGCCACCACCGCCACCCACCUCCGCCAGGCCAAACUCCGUUUCAACUCCCAAACCCACCUCCAGAACCCCCACAUCCGCUUCCACGAAUUGCCCACCCCUCCUUUCCUCUCCCCUCCUCCAGACCCGAACUCCCCCAACAAAUUCCCUUCCCAUCUCCAGCCCACCUUCGAAGCCUCCAUGCAGCUGCGACACCCCAUGGCGGAGCUCCUCCGCGAGGUCUCCGCCACCGCCAGACGGGUUGUCGUAAUCCACGACGCCUUCAUGGCUUAUGUGGUCCAGGACAUGGCCACCCUUCCCAAUGUUGAGUCCUAUAUCUUUAGCCCUAUACCUGCUUUCCAUGGCCUUUUAAGAGAAUUGAAGGAUGAUCAUAAAUAUCCCCAUUUCUUUGAAGAAUUAAAAGCGAUUCCAUCGAUUGAAGGAUGCCUCCCUCCUGAGUUUAUAAAUCUUGUUGUUCCUUCCGUUGCGUUUCUCUCACUAGCUGCUGGAACUAUAUUCAACUCAUGCAGAUCAAUUGAAGGUACUUACAUUGAUUUACUGGCAAAGGAAAUGAAUAGUAGAAACAAGAAAAUCUGGGCAGUUGGGCCAUUGAAUCAUGGCAAAAAAAGUGAGUCAAAUAGCCUACACAAGUGUUUGGAGUGGCUUGACAAACAAGUCCCUAAAUCCGUGUUAUAUGUUUCGUUUGGAACAUCUACUUCAAUGGCAGAUGAACAGAUCAAAGAGCUUGCACUUGGGUUAGAACAGAGCAAACAGAAGUUCAUUUGGAUAUUGAGAGAUGCAGAUAAAGGGGACAUUUUUGCGGGAGAUGUGAAGAGAGCUCAACUGCCAGAAGGGUAUGAGGAAAGGGUAAAAGAAUUUGGAAUGGUGGUGAGGGAUUGGGCACCUCAAGUGGAAAUUCUAGGGCACCCAUCAACAGGUGGGUUUAUAAGCCAUUGCGGAUGGAAUUCUUGUUCUGAGAGUAUAGCCCUGGGAGUGCCCAUAGCUGCCUGGCCAAUGUACGCUGACCAACAUAGAAAUGCUUUUCUGAUUACAAAUAUAUUAAAGGUCGGUCUAGCGGUUAAGACAACAGAAGAGAGUGAAGAAAUAGUGACUUCAUCUACCAUUGUAGGUGCUGUCAAGAGGUUGAUGGCAUCAAAAGAAGGGGAAGAGAUGGGGAAGAGGGCGGAAGAGAUUGGCGCUGCUGUCCAACUGGCGGUGGAGGAAGGUGGGGUUUCUCGCUUAGAGUUGGAUUCAUUCAUUGCCCAUAUAACUAGGUAGUAACCACCAAUUGGACUUUGUACAAAUCUCAUCAUGAAUAGUGUGAGUAUAGUAUUUUAAUGUGUAUUGAGCUACAACACUGAAUGUGUUCAAUGUUCCAACAAAGGUACUCAUUUGGUAAGCGAAUAUCUUUUAGAUAAAAUCUAUUUAUACGAUAAUGCUUGGUUCUUCGAA